UCAGUAUAUAUAUACAUAUAUUUUUUCACUCCCCUUUUUUGUAUUUUAUUCCCCCCCUGCUAAAGUUCACUUCCAUCUUUUUCCCCCCGUCAUCUAUUUAUUUUAUCACAAACAAAAAAAUUAAUAAACUUCCAAACAAAACGAAACAACAACAACAACUCUAAGCAGAGUGAGAAUUAAUCGCGUUUAGAAUAAAAGGCAAAAAGAAAGAACCAAGCGCCCCAGAGCCUUGAACGUAAACACAAAAAUGGAGGUCAAGGAGGAGGAGGCGAAAAUUUGUCGACUCUGCGGACAAACUGAUAAUAUUUGUAUAGACGUCUUCAGUGAGGAUGGAACAAAUCGUUUGCUUCGCAUUAAAAUACAUUCGAAAAUUAAUAUUCUGAUAGAUGAGAGGGAUCUUCUGCCAAAGACGAUCUGUGUUCAUUGUGUGGGGAAACUCGAAUUCGUUUGCGACUUCCAAGAGGAGUGUCUUCGUACUCAACAACUGUUACGCGAUCGGUACAAUCUACCACCCUUAUCAGAUGUUGAUGAAUUGGACAAAUUGGAUCAAUCUGUCCCUGGCACAUCGACAAUUAACAACAAUGACUCGAAUAAAGAUCUCAAUCGAUCAAGAACUCCACAAUUGGAUAAUCAAGAAAUUUAUAUGGAACUCGAUAAACAUCGCGAUGAAUUUCAAUGUAAAUCAUCAACCUCCUUAAUUGAACUUCAAUGUCAACAAAAUGAAACACCAGUUUUAACGACACUGCAAAAUGUGCCUUUCCCCCAAGAAUUUAAUAAUUCCCAAGAAGUACUUCACAGUCAAGUUACAAACAGUUCGAAUUUACAACCACAACAACAGCAGCAACAACAACAGCAGCAGCAACAACUGCAACCAUCACAUCAUCAUCAUCAUCACCAUCAUCAUUCACAUCAUCAUAGUAAUAACAAUCACCAUCAUCAUCAUCACAAUCAUCAGCAACAACAUCAAACCUUAAAUCGUGACGGUAUGAGAACCGAAGUGAUUAUCGAGACCCGCGAUCCUCUCGAUCAACGUGUUUUACAAACAGACGAAAUGCUUCAAGUUCAUCAUGUUUUACAAUCGCGUGAAAUUUAUCAAGAACAAUCGCCCCAUUCACCAGCGUCAAUGCCAAUAAUUCGCAGUAUCGAGAGAUUAAUAACCGACGAGAAUUCCCUCGAAUCGGGUAAUAAUCAAGAUGCUUGCGUCCGUUGGCUGAGGGGUAGAAACGAACUCGAGAUAAAGUGCACAAAGGGGAACGAAAUUGAAAAACCACGAACGUCAAGUGAUUCGUCGAAUGACACCACAGAGCAAAUGAACGGCUCACUGAAUAUGAUUCAAAUAGCCACGAGUACAUUGAAUAAACUCCUUAACGUCAUUGCCGAAACCUGCGAGGUCGAAGUAUCGGUCCGUGAAUCUCUGAGUUCAGACGACAAUGGCGGCGAUAUAAGUUUUCUAAUCGAACUACGAAAUAAGGAGACAUCAACAGUUAACGUCCUGGCGAAAGUAUUUCCCGAUCAGGGCUCUUGUUUACUAGAUCCAAAAAUUGUGACCUUAUUGAAGGAUCAAGGAAAUUCGGAGAUCAGCGAAAUUCUCAAAGUUAUUGACGCGAAAAGUCAGAAGGGAAAGGGGAACAUUGACGAAGAAUCGCAGGAGACUUUGCGAAAUCCAGAGGAAUUGUUCCGUAUGGACGGCGAGGAGAUACAUGUCGAUGAGAAUGUUGAACAAGUAACGGUCAACAAUCAAAUUAAGGAAGACGACGAGUUGCCGACUGCAGUCUGUGUGAAAUGUAUCGGGACCUUGGAAUUUUUAUACGAGUUUUACGAAUGGUGUCAUCGAACUCAACAAACUUUUAAUGACAAGUUGAAAACAAGCAGGAAUUUGGAAAAUUUUGAACAUUCCGAAAACGAGUCGGACAAGGAGAAUAUUUCACCGGAACAAAAAUUGAAGCGAAAAUUAAAGUGUAAAACAUUGCCAACAGGUGAAUAUCAAGAAAAAAAGAAUUUAAAUAAAAAAAAUGAUUCGAUCGAGAAGGAAAUUGUGAAUAAAGAAAAAAAUAGGGAAGAAAUUGUUUCUGUUGAUAUUGGAAGGGAAAAUUGUUUAACGGAAAAUUUAUUAUCUGAAUCAAUAGCAACAACAAUUGAAACAGCGAAAACAACAACAACAACAACAGUAGCAAUAACAGAAGCACCAACGGAGACAAUACAAAAUUACGAACCACAAAUUUCACAAGUUCUUGAUGAAAAAGUUUUUUUCAAUCUCGAAAAUAUUAUUGUCAACAAUACAAUAAAUUCUUCAUCAACGACAACAGAAACAAUAACAACAGAAGCAACAGUAGAAGUAAUAGGAAUUUCAAAUGAAGUUGAUGAAAAUAUUGAUAAUUCAAAUUUAAUAAAUGAAAAUUCAUCAUUAUUACCGCCAACAUUAGACGAGUGGUUAAAAUCAGGAAAUGCAAUGAAUGCAAAAAAGCGUAAAAUUGAUAGUAAUAAUCAAUUACAAUUGAAAAAAAUUCCACGCACUAUUUGUGAAUCGCGUUACAGUAAAAUAUCGGAAUUAAUGACUGAUGAGCAAAAAGAAACUGUUGAAAAUUUUUAUCGUGUCGAUAUGACUGUUGUUGAUGAGAAUAAAGUCGCUGAAAAUAUGACAAUUUAUUCACGCAAUGAAAUUGAAUGUAAAAUAUGUCAACAAAAAUAUAAUCGUAUGGAUAAAUGUCAGGUCCACAUAUGGAGACACUUGGAAAUGAAACCAUAUUUUUGCACUGCCUGUGAUUUCACAACGUUAACGGUUUCAAAUAUACGCUGUCAUAUUAGAAAAAGUCAUUUGAAAAUUAAGCCCUACGUGUGUCCAUUGUGCGAAAAACAAUACACAUCGCCGUCAUCAUUGCAGGAACAUCUCAAUACCCACACUGGCGAGAAGCCAUACAGUUGUGGUGAUUGUGAUUUUUCCAGUGCCAGUAAACAGGUCCUGUCCUAUCACAAACUCACCCACAAACAGGAAAAGGAUGUCGAGUGCGAUGUAUGUGGAAAAAAGUUUUACUCAAAAGGACGUCUACGAAGUCACAAAUUUAUUCACAAUAAGGACACGGCAUUUAAAUGUAAAUUUUGCUCAACAUAUUUUAUGAAUAAAGAGGCUCUCGAGAAACAUUACAGUACAUCGCACGUUCAAGAUUAUGAAUGUAAUAUAUGUAAUAAAACAUAUAAAUCGAGAAAAUCAUUACACAAUCAUCAAAACGUACAUUCGGAGGCAAAAUAUCAAUGUUCAUUGUGUCCAAGAAGGUAUAAAAGUCAACAUAUUUUGAAGGAACAUCUUUUAAAACAUGGCGGAAUUAGAAAAUAUAAAUGUCAAACUUGUGAGAAAACUUUUGCCCAACAAUCACAUCUCUCUGCACACAUGUCCGUUCACAAAGGAUUCAGAUUCGAAUGUCCUGGCUGUAAAAAAUGGUUCAAUCGUCACGACAAUAUGAAAGCGCAUACAAAGCGUUGCAUUAAAAUAUUGCGCGAUCCAUCAUUAAUGGAUUUGGUGGCGAGUAAUGCAAAAAUAAAAACAGAAAGUUGCAGCAGUAUUGACACGAAUAAUGAUAAUAUAAGUGUAUCAUCAAAAAGUUCAAUGAAUUCAGUGAAGGAAUCAAGAGUGAAUUCGACGAAAAUGGAAAUUAAUUUAAAUAAUCUUCAAAAUAACGACAAUGAUGAUAUUGAUGAUGAUGAAGAUGUUGAUGAUGAUGAUGAUGAUGACGACGAUGAAUCGGAUAUUGAUUAUCAUUAUGGGAACAAUGAUAGUAAUUCACUGAAAACAAGUGAAAUUUUACAUUCCCUAGCGGAUAGUGAUGAUGACGAUGAUAAUGAUGAGGACAAUGUUAAUGACGUGGUGAAUAAUCACAAUGAUGAUAUUAUUACAAGAGGCGAAUUGUCCGUUACCGAAAAUAUUCUAUCGCCCGAAUGUUUCUGAUUAAAAAUUUAUUUUAUUUAUUUUUCCA
Molecule: messenger RNA, 3968 nt
Organism: Leptopilina heterotoma
Lineage: Eukaryota; Metazoa; Arthropoda; Insecta; Hymenoptera; Figitidae
Exons: 10
Coding region: 248-3940 (1230 amino acids)
Biological process (GO): regulation of transcription by RNA polymerase II
Cellular component (GO): nucleus
Molecular function (GO): zinc ion binding; DNA-binding transcription factor activity; RNA polymerase II cis-regulatory region sequence-specific DNA binding
Source: RefSeq, a predicted model, not a curated record